UUCAAAAAAAAAAAAAAAAAAGAGCUCGUGAUUACUGCAGUGGAAGAUGGGAACUGCACAGUUUAUGAAUGUAUUGUGACACGGAGCUAGGAAUAUGGACAGAAAGAAAGAGUGUGUAUUCGUAUAAAGGAGCCAGAGAGAAAAAUGUGUGGUGAGGGCUGGGCAGGUUUCACCCAGCAUAUUACAGUCAUUUGUCUUUCUUAGGUGCUGUGUUAUCUAAUGCAGGUGUGUAAUACACAAGAGUGUAUGGCACACUCCCUAUAUGACUUUGGAGUUACUUGCAACGCAAUGUGUCUUUCAUUUGUGUCUGUAAAAAUGCAUUUCGUGUAAUGUGGGCAUUUUGUAAUUUCUCAACAAAUGUUAGCUAAAUAAUGAAUAAAAAAUAAAAAAGAGUGAAUUUAUCAGUGGGUGAUAAAUCUGUGCAGAACACGCUUGUUACACAGACCUCUGAGCGAGGUGUAUUCCUUUGACAGCGUUCUGAAUCUGAAGGAAGCCAAACUUCUCCAUCCGCUGCACUCACUCCGCCAAUCCACCCAAGUCCUCACGGUCUAAGUGAAACAGGGUGAUUGCUAUGCAAAUGCAGCUUCCACAAAGUCCCUAGCAACACCCAGGCCGCCAACACCAAUCAGCUGACUUCUGCUAAUCCUCCCAUUUAUAGAAUUUCUAGAGCAGCCGUGGGAAAGGGAAUGGAUGGGGUGGACCUGGGUGCUACUGAGCCCAGAGAAGGGGAAGUAGGUUAGCUCAGGGCACAGAAAAGUUCUUGGAGGCUUAUUCUUGGUAAAAGGUUGGUCUUGAACCUCAGAAGAUGGGGGAACCACAUCCUGGUCUCGCCCGUCCACCCACCCUAACGUCACCAGCCAUCUAAGCCCCACCCUCCCCCUCAAACGCUUAGGCAACCUGCCCACAUGCUGCCCCCACCUCCUAGCGACCCAGAUAUCGCCGUCAGCAGCAUCCUCUUUCAUCAGGGAGCCAGGAUGUCCAAGGUCCUAGGGACUUGAGGUCCUUGCCCUCACUGCUCAGGUCCCCCUCAUCAACAGGAACACCCUUCACCAUGGCCCGGAUGCUGUUGCUCAUCUUGAUCAGGGUCCAUUCAGGAUCCUGUGCUCUCUGGGUGUCCCAGCCUCCUGAGAUCUGUACUCAGGAGGGCACCCCUGCCUUCCUGCCUGUUCCUUCAACGCCAGCCAGAGGAGAUUGGCCAUUGGCUCUGUCACAUGGUACUGGGACAAAUUGGCCCCAGGGAAGGAGGGUGGUGGUGCUGGGCCAGGGUGUCAGAACAGGGAAUGGGACUCCGCUGGUGGUGGAGAGAGGACCUGCUCAGCUGGCAACACCCACCAUCUUCCUCCUUCGGGCAGGAUUCUAUGCCUUUGGCUUCCUCUCUGUGGCCAUAGGUAGCACCAUCUAUUACCAGGGCAAAUGUGAGUAGUGGAGCCGAGACAGGGGCUGCGGAGAUGGAAGGGGCUGUGAGAGGGCUGAGACGAAGCUCAAGAAGAGGAGGUUCUGCAGCACUAGGCGACCCCUGUGGCCUCGCCACCAGGCCACCGUCACAUGGGAACACACUGCCGCUCUGCGGAUGGCCUCUGAUGAGUGAUUCUAGACCCCAGUGACCCCGACGUUUCUCAAAAGACCUCAAUAAAUUCCUCUCUGCCCGACCACUCUCUGCCUCACCUUCUCCUGAGUCUUGUAUAUUUCCUGCUCCAUCUCCAGAGACCCCGAUGUGCCUC
Sus scrofa (pig) is the source of this 1721-nucleotide messenger RNA. It is a transcript of the gene NCR3, whose product is annotated as natural cytotoxicity triggering receptor 3. The record is from RefSeq and is a predicted model, not a curated record. Gene Ontology annotation, biological process: natural killer cell activation; positive regulation of natural killer cell mediated cytotoxicity; immune response-activating cell surface receptor signaling pathway. NCBI's taxonomy places the organism in Eukaryota, Metazoa, Chordata, Mammalia, Artiodactyla, Suidae.